Molecule: messenger RNA, 1250 nt
Organism: Musa acuminata AAA Group (dessert banana)
Lineage: Eukaryota; Viridiplantae; Streptophyta; Magnoliopsida; Zingiberales; Musaceae
Exons: 7
Coding region: 83-643 (186 amino acids)
Biological process (GO): proteasome regulatory particle assembly
Cellular component (GO): cytoplasm; nucleus
Molecular function (GO): protein binding
Source: RefSeq, a predicted model, not a curated record
AUUCCGGUGCAAGAAUGGUGGCGGCGAAUCUGAAGGCGGAGACGAUCUCGCUGAUGGACAUGCGGGCGGCCAUGCAGGCGAGAUGAACGCUAUCAUCGAGUCCCUCUGCGGCCCUGGUGGCCCCGGGCUCUCCGGCAACCUUGUCGACUCCGAGGGGUUUCCUAGGGCAGAUAUCGAGUUCCGGCUGUUCGAUCGCAACGUCAUCGGCUCUCUGUGCUGCGAAAGGAUCACAAAGGGAAUCACAGAAGUUGCUCGUUGGCGCCAAAGAGUUCAGAUGUCAGUUUCUCUGUCUGAAAAUACAUCUCAAGAUUCUUCGACAAUAGAGGAAGCGGUAUUGAGCAUACCUUUUGCUAUUAUUGAUGAAAUUGCUGAUGACUCACCUGCUGCAGAAGAUGGUCUGCUGCUCAUCGAUGAAUUUGUGAAGUUUGGGAAUGUUGAGAAUGGUGAUAACUUGCAAUCAAGGCUUGUGGCCGAAGCGCAGUCCAAUCAGGGCAAUCCAAUACCUUUAGUAAUAGUCAGGCAGGGUGCAUUGAUGAAUAUAACCGUGGCACCUCGACCAUGGCAUGGUCCUGGAAGUUUGGGAUGCCAUUUUCGGAUCCUGUGGUUGUCCUCUUGUGAUGAUGAGCUAGUUAUAUUCAUCUGAUACCAAUGGCGCGCCUAACACUCGGGCCAGAUGUUUGUUGGAACAAAUGGAGCUGUGAAAGGGAUGCACGACAGAACAAAUCAACCUCCGGAGGAGCCUCACCGGAUCAAGUAUCUUUCGCUUGCAUCCAAAGCAUGAGAUGGAAUCCAGCGCACGCAUCAAUCAAGGCGACGGAGGAGGCACACGAGAUCCGCAGCUGCUGUCGGUGCGUAGUUGCCAUCGUCCCCUUGCGAAGUGAUUUGUGGAAGCCAUUCAUCGAAGUACUUACGCCAUAUGGUGUCGCUGACAUUGACAGAUGCAGCAGCAGCAUGCAAUUCCUGCGAUGGGUGCGCGCACAAUUAAGAGUCACGGAUGAGAACUGUUUGGGCCGACACUUGCAGAGAGACGAGGAAGAUUACUUACGUUUGGGAAGUUGUAAGGAGGCACUGAUGGCAACGUCAUAUCCUUUGGGAAAAAGGGGAUCUCCACAGGGUUUUGAUAUCUUCCAGCCUAUAGAACAUUGAUUUGCAAGUCAUUCACGUUGUAAUGUAGCAAAUAUUUGGAAUUAGAAACGAACAAAAGUUAAGAUCAGUAAAUAUCGUGCUUUAAAUGCACACAUUAACUUCGA